CACAUCGAUAAGUAGACCUGUUGAGUAGCAAGCGCAUGGUCUUCUCCUGCUCCUGUUCACGUUGUGGAUAUGUGCGCGUCUGAUUGGCUGCAGCAGGACAUCGGCUACGUCUCGCUUCCAAGUGACCGCGUGCAGUGGCGGCGCGCACUACUUGAAAGUUGAAACUUGGCACCCCCAUUCCCUUGUUGACUGCCAAGCUCUGACCGCGCUGUUCAUACACUUAUCGCAUACUUACGAUGCGGCCUCGUUGAGUCUGCAGCAAGUGUUGCAUCAGCAUUUUAGACUCAGGCGACCAUGAAAUUCGGCAAAAACUUGCCGGGCAACAAGGUACCGGAAUUUGCAGCACAUUACAUCAACUACAAGGGCCUCAAGAAGAUCAUCAAGUCUUCUGAAAAAGAUGAACGCAAGGAGACAGACUUGACGGCCUUCUUGUACGAGCUCGACCGCAAUUUGGAGGACAUCAAUGAGUUCUUCAAUCGGCGCAAUGGCGACAUCUUUCGCCGGAUCGGUUUGCUCCGUAGUCGUUAUGCCAUCAAAGAUGCAUCUGAUCUGAAGCGACUUGAUAUGCCUUCUGAAGAUUGGGAGGAGCUUGUCGCGGCUGUGAUUGACUUGCGUUCAGCACUCCAGAAACUGCUCUUUUAUGCUGAAGUCAACAAGCAAGGUAUGGUCAAAAUUCUCAAGAAGGUAGAGAAGAAGACGGGCGCUUUGGUGCGCGAAUCCUACUUGGAAACGAAAGUCAACAUGUUGCCCUUUGCGAGUCCAACGGCGACGCAAGAUCAGCUCCAUGAAGUCAAUCGCUGGCUAAGCAAGCUUGUACCAGAUGGAAAAGAAGUGCUGCUAGCCGCUUCCAAGACAGAUGAUAGCAUUCGCCGCGUGCGCUCCGUCGUGCACAUGGGUCUUGAGGAAGAGCGCGCCAAAGCGUUCGAGACCAUUAUCAGAAACAACGAUAGUGAGGCACUCAAAGAACUAUUGGACACGACUGUGCCUGCAAUCUCGGAUAAGGUUCUGGCAAAUCUGCUCCAGCAAGCCCUCUUGGCGCAUUCCUUUGAUGUCGCUCGCCUGUUCUUGGAUCGCAUGACAUCGCUCAUCAUUCAGGACGACAUCAACGAGCGCAACGUCAUUCACAAGCUCAUCAUUGUCCAAGGCAGACGCAUCUGCAAGACAAAGGACGGACAGUUAGGAGGAAGUCCGCUUGCACAAGAAAUGUUCAUCACACCGGCCAUUGCGCCUUCUGGCAAUCUCAGCUUGGGUAAUGCCGCGCUUGAUUUCGGCAGUCGUACACGAGACGACUACAGUGAAGACAGCCCUGCGGCACUCAAAUUUCUGUUGAGUAACAUGAAAGCAAGUAUGCGCAGCACCCUCGUCCACCUCGAUGCGCACCACAGAUCCCCACUGCACUAUGUCGCCGAGUAUGGCCUAGAAAAGUGUGCACAGGUGGUCAUCAGCUACAUGCUUGCAUGGAAUCAGUUGAGUGCAUCUGAUUUGCUCGAAGCGCCACGUUUUGAAGAUGCUGAUGGAUAUACUCCAAUUCACCUUUGCGUCAAGCACAAGUAUCCAAUAACGCUGGGAGUCAUGCUGCGUGCCAACAAUCAUGACAACAGGCAGACUUACGAGCUCCGCAAGUACCAAGGAUCAACAGCUGUCAAUCCGAUCACACUAGCCAUCGGUGCGCCAAACAUCAUUCGCGUUCUGUUAGAUGCCGGCGUAGACGUCAACAAGCAGAAUUAUGAAGGUGAAACGGCGAUGCACGCCGCAGCUAGGCUUGGCGACGUCGACUCGAUCCAAGAGCUUUUGAAACCCAAUGAUCUGCAAACGGUCAAUCUCUCUUUGGCUGAAAAGACGUAUGGCUGGACUCCGGUGUUCGUGGCAGCUGUGGAGGGGCAUCUUGAGGCUGUGCGCAUUCUAGCACACGCAAGAAAAGCCCUUGAUCAAGUGGACUUAUCUGGAUGGACCGCAAUGGAACACGCUGUCUUUCGUGGCCAUAUCGAAUGUGGCAAAGCGCUUGUGCCCAUGAGUCCACCGGGCCCGACAAGCGUCUUUGAGGGCGUGCGACCACAUAUGACACCGCGUCACAGUAGUAGCGAAACUCGGGACGGGCUGACUGGAAAGGUUCAACCUGUUAAGUCUUUUGGUCAUCGUUAUCUUAAGGAUAAGUGUAUGAUCAUCGUCACCCUUGGCUCCACCGACUCGCGUCGUGUGCGCAGUCCAAUACAGCUAGACAAAGUUCCUAUCGCCGAAGCGAGUAGCACCAGACUCGACACCGCGCUUACGCUGGUUGUAUCAGCCAAGAACGCAGAAGGAGACGCCAUAUUCUUCGACUUGCCCAUGAGCGAUGCGCCAACAACGGAACCUAUUCUCUUUACAGCUACGGAUCCAGACAAGGUUCAGCUCUUGUUUGAUAUUGUCCCGACAUACUCUACAGGAGGUGCUAAGCUUGGACGAGCUGUUGCCUUGCUCAGUUCAAUCAAGACCAAAGUGGGCUCCAAGAAGGCCUCGCUAUGGGGAGCUGUCACGGUACCCAUUGUCGAGUCAGAAUCGCUCAGCGUCAUUGGUACAAUUGAAUUUGAAUUCAGUGUCGUCACACCGUUCUCGCACCCACAAAUCUCGAUUGAGAAGGAGUCGACUUAUUGGAAAUCGCUCAUGACAACGCGUGUUAUUGGACAUCGUGGACUAGGCAAGAAUCAGCCAGACCGCAAAUCUUUGCAGCUUGGGGAGAAUACUGUGCAGUCCUUUGUUGCAGCUGCCAACCUCGGUGCCAGCUAUGUCGAAUUUGAUGUGCAAUUGACCAAAGAUCUUGUGCCCGUCAUCUAUCACGACUUUCUCGUUUCUCAGACAGGUAUUGAUGCGCCGGUUCACUCGCUCACGUUGGAGCAAUUUAUGUCUACCUCACAAGCUGAACGCCAAACGUCCGACUCGAGGAAUCGAUCGCGCGUGCAUUCGCCUGACGCUAAUGAGCCAAGGACUUUAAAAGAACGAGGCCGUUCUCGGAGUUUGAGCACACAGGAGAUAUUCUCCAACAUUGAACGUAUGAAGCAUACAAGAGAUUUCAAGCUGAAAGGAUUUAAAGGCAAUCAGCGUGGGCACUCUGUUCAAGAUGACUUUUCCACUCUUGAACAAGUCUUCAAAAAGGUGCCCAAAAACGUCGGCUUUAACAUUGAAUGCAAGUAUCCGAUGCUGAGUGAGGCCGAAGCUGAAGAGAUGGACAAUACAGCGAUUGAGAUCAAUCAAUGGGUCGAUACAGUCCUGCAAUGCGUAUUUGAUCAUGCCAAAGGGCGCGACAUUAUCUUUUCAAGCUUUCACCCUGACAUUUGUCUUUUGCUGGCACUCAAACAACCGACCAUGCCAUGUCUUUUCUUGACCGAAAGCGGCACGACCUACAUGUGUGACGUCCGCUCGUCCAGCUUGCAAGAAGCGAUUCGGUUUGCUUCUCGAUGGAAUUUACUCGGACUCGUCUCUGCAUGUGAGCCAUUUGUCCUUUGUCCUCGACUCGUUCGCGUUGUGAAGGAGUCUGGCUUAGUUUGUGUGUCUUAUGGUACGAUGAACAAUAACCCACAGCAUGUCAAUGCGCAAGUCAAAGCGGGUGUUGAUGCAGUCAUUGUCGACUCUGUUCUUGCCAUUCGAAAAGGACUGACAAGUGAAGAAGCUGCUACAAAUGGUCUAGGCGUGACGGCUGAACGCUCUGGCCCCAGUACGGGCCAGCUGACUCCAGAGAGCAGUGGAACGAGUGAGCCAGUCGUGGCGUGA
Messenger RNA from Protomyces lactucae-debilis, 3744 nucleotides. RefSeq names its product Glycerophosphoryl diester phosphodiesterase family-domain-containing protein. The transcript is spliced from 2 exons. Lineage: Eukaryota; Fungi; Ascomycota; Taphrinomycetes; Taphrinales; Protomycetaceae. Gene Ontology annotation, molecular function: protein binding; glycerophosphocholine phosphodiesterase activity. Gene Ontology annotation, biological process: glycerophospholipid catabolic process. The record is from RefSeq and is a predicted model, not a curated record. Bases 295 to 3744 code for a protein of 1149 amino acids.